CAUCCUGCAUCAGCAGCACGUAGUAAAUAACAGAAGCAUUGUCCUACACUCAGCGAGCACGUCUGCGUCAACUUUUUUUUGCCUUCAUUUUUUUAUUUGCAUGAAUUUUAGUCUUUCUCUGGACAAUCAAAUCUAAGUGUUGUCCACAAGACUGAAAAUGGAGGAGAUCCAGAUUGAGUCAAAACCUCUGCUUGUAGAGAAGGACCUCCAGGGACUGAGAGAGGCUGUCCAGCAACUGGAAAUAAAGGAGCAUGAUGUGGAGACCCCUUAUGGGAGGGUCCACUGUACCAUGAAGGGAGUACCUAAAGGAGACCGACCUGUCAUUCUCACCUUUCACGACAUUGGGCUGAACCACAAAACGUGCUUCGACACCUUGUUCAACCACGAAGACAUGCAGGAGAUCAUGCAACACUUUGCUGUGUGCCAUGUGGAUGCACCAGGACAGCAGGAGGGUGCCAACACCUUCUCCACUGGGUAUGAGUACCCUUCCAUGGACCAGCUAUCAGAGACUCUUCCUGUGGUCCUCAAACAUUUUGGUCUUAAGAGUGUGAUUGGAAUGGCCGUUGGAGCCGGAGCCUACAUUCUUGCAAAGUUUGCUCUGGACUACCCUGCUAUGGUGGAGGGUAUCGUUUUGAUCAACAUCAACCCAUGUGCUGAGGGAUGGAUGGACUGGGCAGCUCAUAAGAUCACUGGAUGGACUCAUGCGAUGCCAGAUAUGAUCAUCAGCCACCUAUUUGGAAAGGAGGAAAUUCAGCAGAACCAUGACCUUAUUGCCACUUACCGCCACCACAUUUUGAAUGACAUGAACCAGUACAACCUGCAUCUCUUUGUCAAGUCCUACAACAGCCGGAGGGACCUAGAAAUUGAGAGGCCUGUUCCAGGUGGAACCAUCAACGUCAGAACCAUUAAGUGCCCCUCUCUUCUAGUGGUUGGAGACAGCUCCCCUGCAGUGGACGCUGUGGUGGAGUGCAACACCAAGCUGGACCCAACCAAAACCACACUGCUCAAGAUGGCGGACUGUGGAGGCUUGCCCCAGGUUGACCAGCCUGGAAAGCUGACAGAAGCCUUUAAGUACUUCAUCCAGGGCAUGGGCUACAUGCCUUCUGCCAGCAUGACCCGCCUGGUCCGCUCCCGCACAGCCUCUGGCUCCAGUGUCACCUCUUUCGAUGGCAACCGCAGCCGGUCACACACCAGUGAUGGCAACCGCAGCCGGUCACACACCAACGAGGGCAGGGGCCGCUCCCACACUUCUGAAAACCAGCGUGGCCGCUCCCACACAGACACCAUGGACACCUCUGUGGACCAGGCUGUGCUCAAGUCCACUGAAGUGUCAUGCUAGAGCGGCCCCUCCCUCCAGUACACCCCACCACACACUUCCUUUAACCCCUGAUCUGUGUGUGCUGCGCUGCCACUAAAACUAACAUGCCAGGGCGUGCAGGCCACCAGCUUUUGGGUCCACCUUCAAAGCCCCUGCAAUAGUCAACAUUGUGUCUAGGCCAAAGAGUCCAUCUGCCAUGGCAUUUAAGGGUGUUCACUGGCCAAUGCUGUGGGGGAGAUAGAAAAAUGAGGGGGAGGCUGAUUUGCUCCCUUAUUCUGUUCACUCGCCCUGUUUGAGGGUGGCUUUAUUGUUCUUAGGGGCAACGCAGCACAGAGACACUGUGAUGGAGAUGGUCAGAGUGCUUUGCUCUUGAGGGAGCAUAAGAGUUUGUAAAUUUAUGUUCUCAUCUCAUUUAUCUUCCAUAUACUUUCUUUGCAUUUACUUGACUGUAGUGUCACUUACCACCCGAAUGACUGUAAAUGGCUUACUUUUGUAACUGUGAUAUUAUAUUUGCUUAUUAGUUUUACUACAUGAUUCAUUUCUGUAUAUGUUGAAAAGACUGCAAUGAGUGAUGACAGGAUAGGUUGGUUAUGGGGAAGCAUUUUUCUACAAUGCUACCUACCUUUAAAAAAUUAAGGGACACGCACAGACUAUUUUCCUCUUCAUUUAUCUCUGUGGGAUUACCCUGCGUUUUGGGGUUAUAUUUGUAACCCAUUGAUUGUUUUGUGUGUGUGUGUUGGUUUUUUUUUUUUUUUUUUUUUUUUUUAAAUAUCAGUGAUUUCAAGAUCAAAUGAUUGUAAGCGGCACAUUCAGAGCAUUCCAGGAGAGGUGAUGCCUGUCUUUCUUUAAAAUGAAACAAAAAUAAACAAACUGUAGGCUACACAAGUAUAGGGUUUGUACCUGUAUGCUGAAUAUCCAGAUAAUUGAUUUAUGCACCAUUAAUGGUGUGGACCUUAAUGAUCAUUUCUAUGCAAUUAAGCACCACAGAACAAAAUGUGCCAUGGAAUCCACUGCUUGUUUCUUCUUUGUGGUGAUUUGGAAAGGGCAAAGGGGGAGAGAUGGUAACGCAGCUACUCCUGUACUACUUGCACUACAGCAAAGACUUGCAGGCUUUGUAGGAUAUCUAGCUUUGUAAAGAUGCACAACAACCCACUGCAGCGCACACUAUACAUUUUUAAUGGGAUAACAGUUUGUAUUUAUUUACAAAAGAAAAUAAAAAAAUUUAACUCCUGUC
Molecule: messenger RNA, 2552 nt
Organism: Pygocentrus nattereri (red-bellied piranha)
Lineage: Eukaryota; Metazoa; Chordata; Actinopteri; Characiformes; Serrasalmidae
Gene: ndrg1a
Product: N-myc downstream regulated 1a
Exons: 16
Coding region: 158-1339 (393 amino acids)
Biological process (GO): signal transduction
Cellular component (GO): cytoplasm
Source: RefSeq, a predicted model, not a curated record